This is a messenger RNA of Racocetra fulgida, 1096 nucleotides long. The record is from the annotation of a GenBank genome assembly. NCBI's taxonomy places the organism in Eukaryota, Fungi, Glomeromycota, Glomeromycetes, Diversisporales, Gigasporaceae.
GGUUCGUUAAUUUGGUGGCCUCCAACUUCUCCACUUGGCGAACCUUUAAUAGUAUAUAUUAAAUGUGAUAGAAAUUAUACACUUAACAUUAUUUCCGCCCAAGGUAGUAAUAAUACUGUUGCUAUAAUAUUAAAUUAUGACGGUAAACCUUGUCAAUUUACCUCAAGUGACAUUAUAGUUCCCUUAUUUAACGAAGUAAACAAUGAUUGUCAUUCUAAUAAAAUCGAUUCAAAUAUGACCUUUCCUGGUCUCGAGGCAACUAUAAAGAUUGAUAGUUCUACACCAACCAAUGUAGCUGCUGAGAUGCCUCCUAUUGAUAAUCAAGACCAAGAUAAUAGUAAUUCAAAACAUGGUAUAACUAAAGCCGUGUUGGAAAGCUUUCCUGUUUAUUUCUUUUCUUUACGAAAUAAUACUGAUCCUAAAAACUCUGAAAACUCUGAAAAAGAAGAAAAUAUUUCAAAUUUGGAUUCGGAAAAUUCGGAAUCUGAUCCUGACAAUAUUACUGUAGAUAAAAUCAGAAGAUUAUCUCCAAUAGAUGAGAAUUUUGAUGAUAUCGUUAUUAUAGUUAAUAAUGAUUCUACUCUUUCCCCUGAAAUUUCUUCUCCCAUAACUGAUGAUCAAUUGACUUGUCCGAUUUGUUUGGGUGAUUUUGAAUCUGGUGAAGAAUUAAGAAUCUUACCAUGCCAUCAUCAAUAUCAUAUUACAUGCAUUGAUCCGUGGCUUCUUGAUAUUUCUCCGUUGUGUCCAAUGUGCAAAGCUGAUUAUACUUCUUGGAAGAUUAAUUCUGUAACAACUAUAAAUGAUGUUGCUUCCAGAUCAUCAUUAUCAUUAGGUUCGGUUGGUAUUUUAAGCGAAGCAAUAGAUUCUGAUGUCACUACUACUACUCAAAAUGAAGGUGAAUCUUCAACUCAAACUUUUCCACAUUUCCGAUGGGCAAAAUACCUAAAAGCUAUUCGUCGUGGUCGACGUGUUGCACGUAAUAUACAAGUACAAUCAAGACUUUCUGUUGGUGAUAUAUUAUCCUCACCUCAGUCUAAUCAUAAUACUAGUAGAAGUAAUUUAUCGAUCGAUAAUGGUGAAGAGUCUAGAGUAAGGC